ACGACGCUUGUUUUGCUGCUGGAUUGCUUGCUAGAUUUUACCGCUGGGUUCCAAGUUGGCUGUGGCGCUGGGUGCAACGAUGGCACCCUCGUUGGGUUGGCUUCACACGAUGCUUGUCGCUAGGCGUGCUGGCGUGCAGGGAGCAUAGAGAGAAAAUAUAGGCGAAUACGUAGUCCCAGCAUUUCUAACCUCAACAGUACCAUGGACGCUCGAGUGCAACAAACUAUUGCGGCUGAAAUAAUUCGACGUAGGAAAGCAAUUAUCGUGUCAGCUGUAGCAACUGCUUUUAAACGUAGACAUCUACUGAAACAACGAAAACGUAAAUUGUGGAGUCGCGAGUGGCUGUUACGGCGUGAUAGAGGACAGAAUGUUCUAAAUAUGGUAUUUCGUGAGCUCGGCCCUGAAGAUCCAGCCAGUUUCACCAAUUAUACUCGAAUGAUGGAAGAUGACUGGAAUGAGUUGUUGACACUUCUGACUCCGGCCAUAAAAAAACAGGAUACCGUUAUGCGUCAAGCUAUAUCACCGAGGGACAGACUCACUGUGACUCUUCGAUAUUUAGCAACGGGCAAUACCUUUCAGGAUUUGAGCUACUCCACUCGCAUAGCCGCGAACACAAUUUCAAAAGUGAUUGACGAAACUUUAAGAGCAAUAGUAGAAGUACUCGACUCAAAAGUAUGGAAUUUCCCAUCAUCGCCGGAGGAAUGGCAGGUUAUCGCUCACAAAUUCGAUACUUUAUGGAAUUUUCCUCAUUGCAUCGGUGCGCUGGAUGGGAAGCACAUCAAUUUUCGUCCCCCUCGAAGUGACGGAUCGAUUUACCGUAAUUAUAAGGGAAAAGACAGCAUUGUGCUUCUGGGUCUUGUCGAUGCUGAAUACAGAUUUUUGUUCAUUGACGUCGGAAGAAAUGGACGUAUGCACGAUUCUGCUGUUUUGCGUGAGAGCCCAUUAUGGACUAAGAUCAACGAUGGAACUGUGAACUUACCUGCACCAUGUGAAAUUCCAGGCUUUUGUUACAAAUUACCGUACGUGAUUGUCGGUGACGACGCAUUUGCCUUGAAACCUAAUUUGUUAAAGCCGUAUCCGGAUAGAAACUUGACGCUUGACAAAAGAAUAUUCAACUACAGAUUGAGCCGUGCUCGCAGAACUGUUGAAAACGCUUUUGGCAUACUGGCAAACAGAUGGCGCGUUUUACUUUCUACGAUAUCUCUCUCCGUUCAAAAAGUAGAGAGAAUAACUUACGCGUGUGUGCUUUUACAUAAUUAUUUAAUCAAUAAAUCUAACAAUGAUUCCAGUCAAUGGUACGUACCGCAUAAUUACAGAAUCUCAACCCGCGUUGAUAGUAAUUGUAAUGCAGUACAAUUAUCCGAAGGGCAGAAUGCCUCCCUAUAUCUGAGAAAUAACCGAAGCAGUAACGAAGCUCUAGAGAUACGAGAUAAAUUUUGUGAAUACUUUAAUACUACAGGCAUAGUGCCAUUUCAAUAUACCGCUAUUGAACGAGGUAACUAUUAGUCGUUGCUCUACGAGCAAGUUCAUAGUAUUUAUUCAUUUAUUAAUUAUUUACUAGCACUGCGGCCGCGGCUUGUAUUUGUAUUUGACAGUAUUUGUACAAUGUUUAUACAGAAAUAAAUAAAUGCCAUUA
Messenger RNA from Neodiprion fabricii, 1636 nucleotides. Its product is annotated as protein ALP1-like. The record is from RefSeq and is a predicted model, not a curated record. The transcript has 2 exons. Bases 202 to 1506 code for a protein of 434 amino acids. NCBI's taxonomy places the organism in Eukaryota, Metazoa, Arthropoda, Insecta, Hymenoptera, Diprionidae.